UCCUCUCAGUUGCCUGUGCAGUUGCUGUUGUUUUGAUGCUGUGAAAUGACUCAUCAUAUCUAGGAACACGCACCACAGAUAAACUCUCAACAGGGCAACGUUUCUUUGUUAAAUAACUCUUCUUCGGAAUUCAUCAUGAAAAUUUGGAUUACCCUGACUUCUGCAGCUUUUGCUGUCUUAGCCUCAGCUAAAUGUCCACCAUGUAAAACUAUGAAGUGGGCCAACUGUGACGGAACUCCAUGUCAGUGUCUCCUUACGGUCAGUAAUACCACCAGGCUAAAAGUGGACUGCACCAAAUUGGUCCCCAAGUGCUUCGUGAUGAUGGCUGAAAUGCACAGGGCCAGAGAAGGCCAGAGGACCCAUACGAUCAGUGGAAAGCCUCAUGAAAAAUACUACCCAGACUGUGAAAGCGACGGCACAUUCAAAGCCAAGCAGUGCAACAACAGUGAGGAGUGCUGGUGUGUCAACAGCGCCGGUAUUCGUCGAACUGAAAAGGGAGACAAAAACCUGAAAUGUGACGAGCUGGUGGAGACUACGAUCAGUUUUUACUUGAUACACAAACCAGUAUCAACUGCACUGGAUACAACCACGUUGAAGACUGACAUUGCAGAUGCCAUUAACGAACGUUACAUGAACUUCAGCACGGACAUGAUGGAGCAUCCUCUCUAUAUUGAUGAAGAACGCUCGAUUACGCUGAAAGUGAUGACGAGAAAUCAGAGCAAUGACGUCGUUAGUAUGGCCUACUACAUGGAGAAAGACGUGAAGGGGCAAACCCUGUUUACAAAUAAGGACGAGGGGUUCAAGCCCACCGUGGGCGGUCAGAAGCUGGAGAUAGAAUCCAUAGAGGUGAAUUACAUCGAUGAAACACCGCCCACUUACCGUGAGGUGAGGCCGCAUAAUAUUAUUCACUCUGUCAUCAUCCUCGUGGUGGUGGUGGUGGUGGUGGUGAUUGUUGUGGCUGGUUUGAUGAUUCGGUGCUACUGCAGAAAGCGCCAGGAGUAGAUGCAAGAUUUUGGAUGGACAGCGCUCUCCACCACCACAGAAUUCAUCCGUCCAUCCAUCUAUCCGUCCGUCCAUCCAUCUAUCCGUCCGUCCAUCCAUCCGUGCAUUAAUUCGUCCAUCUGUCCAUCCAUCCAUCCAUCCAUCCAUCCAUCCAUCCAUGCAU
Messenger RNA from Sphaeramia orbicularis (orbiculate cardinalfish), 1165 nucleotides. Its product is annotated as tumor-associated calcium signal transducer 2-like. The transcript is spliced from 8 exons. The record is from RefSeq and is a predicted model, not a curated record. The coding region runs from base 136 to 1002 and encodes 288 amino acids. Gene Ontology annotation, cellular component: membrane. NCBI's taxonomy places the organism in Eukaryota, Metazoa, Chordata, Actinopteri, Kurtiformes, Apogonidae.